AUGUACAAGUCUGGCCUAUCGUUUGUGGAGGUGUACUCCGAGCUCGAGCACUCUGUCCUUGCGCUCGAUGCGGUGGUGCUCUCUAAGACCACGGCUUUCCAGCAGCUGGACAUUGUCGACUCGUCGCUCUACGGCCGCUCGCUGGUGCUGGACGGCUCGUGGCAGUCGUCGAGCCGCGAUGAGGCGCACUACCACGAGGCGCUGGUUCAUCCGGCCUUUCUGGCCUAUGCUGCCGCCCAUGGAGCCGCUGGUCCGUCGACCGUCCUCAUUCUCGGCGGCGGCGAGGGCGCCACCGCCCGCGAGGCCCUCCGCUGGCCGUCGGUGACCAAGGUAGUCAUGGUGGACAUCGACGGCGAGGUGGUUGAGGCGUGCAAGGAGCACAUGCCCGAGUUCUCAGCCGGCGCCUUUGACGAUCCCAAGGUCGAGCUGGUCAUCGGCGAUGCGCUCAAGUACCUGGCCGACGCUGGCGCCGAUGCCAACGGCCCGCGCUUCGACGUGGUCAUCUCGGACUUGUCGGAUCCGAUCGACGACGGCCCGUCACAGGCUCUGUUCACCCGCGAGGUCUUUGCUUCUGUCCGCGGCGUCCUCUCGCCCGAGGGUGUGUACGUCCUCCAGGCCGGCCAGGUCUCGCCGUUCCUCGAAAUGCAUGUCCACACGUACUCGACCAUGAAGGCGGUCUACCCGCACGUUCUGGGCUACUCGACGGAUGUGGCCUCGUUCCGCUCGCACUGGGGCUUUAUGCUCGGCGCGUUUUCCGACGCGUACGCGCCGCAGGCAACGUGCCUCGGCCGCCCGGCGCCGUUUUCGCCGCUCUUUGCCGCGUCGGCCAUCGACACCCUCCUCGCCGGUGCCGACCUCACCGACUCGCUACAGCUUCUCGACGGCGAGGGCAUGCUGAGCAUGGUGACCCACCCCAAGUGGCUCCGUACCGCCUACGCACGCGCCACCAAGGUGUUCUCGUCGAGCGAUGCCGAGCUUGCGUCGUACACGACCACGCUCGACGACGAGAACGAGCCUGCCGCCGCGCAGUGAAGCCGCCGCGCACUUCGGUCUCAGCUAGCUCGAGGCAAGCAGGUCACCAAUGGCCUCGACCCACUCGGACGCCGUCGCGUCCGGAUCGGACAGAUUGUACGACCGAUCCGGGACGUGGAUGCGGAACUUCUUGGCCGAGACCAGUUCCGGCGAGAGGUCGCCCGACCACGGGAUCUCGCCCUUGACCACGUUCUUCUUCGGGUCGACGUAAAACAGCCGCGGCUUGUC
Molecule: messenger RNA, 1260 nt
Organism: Thecamonas trahens ATCC 50062
Lineage: Eukaryota; Apusomonadida; Apusomonadidae
Product: spermidine synthase
Exons: 1
Coding region: 1-1032 (343 amino acids)
Biological process (GO): polyamine biosynthetic process
Molecular function (GO): catalytic activity
Source: RefSeq, a predicted model, not a curated record